Molecule: messenger RNA, 1245 nt
Organism: Exophiala bonariae
Lineage: Eukaryota; Fungi; Ascomycota; Eurotiomycetes; Chaetothyriales; Herpotrichiellaceae
Exons: 3
Coding region: 1-1245 (414 amino acids)
Biological process (GO): DNA-templated transcription
Cellular component (GO): nucleus
Molecular function (GO): DNA binding; zinc ion binding
Source: RefSeq, a predicted model, not a curated record
AUGUCUCUCGGUCUCCACCGAGCAAAGGUAUAUCCUUCUGACGAAGUCCCAUCGAUUGCUGCCGAAGCUCGGAAAAGAGUGUUUGCCGCCGUCUUCAGGAUGGAUAAAGGAGUUGCAACCUUCACGGGUCGACCUCCAAUGUUCAGCCGAAGAUACACCACGUCACAAUCGCUGCCCUUGGAUGUCAGUGACGAAGUGCUGCUCGCCGGAGGAGAGACAUUGGCGAGAGCCAUUGCUUCGUUGGACGAGAAUGGGUUUAAUACGGAUGGGAAAGUCUACUCAACCACGAUCCUUCGGGCGCGGACACUGCUAGCACUUGUGCGUGACGAAGUUCUCGAAAUUGCUUUGGGUUGCAAUGAAAAUGACGAUAUUCUUGAGGUGGCCACGCGUCUGAAGAGGAAAUCAUGCGAGACCUAUGCGAAAUUCUCACCAAACAUUCAAUACCACCCGGAUAUUCUUCUGGACAAGACAAUGAGAGGGCCGGCACUCUACGCAAGGACAGUGACUCGUCUGGAACAUCUCGAAAACUUGUUCCUCCUCGAACGGCUACUAAUCAAACACGGUGGCGGCAAUAUGCAAGAGUUGAUCGAUGUCUCCUGCGACAUGCUGGACUUGACCUUGGUAUGGUGGAAGCAUUCGAAUCGAUUUGCCGGCAUGCACAGUGACUUGGAAUGGUUGGUCACAAGCUACGCAGCGCCCACAGCAGGCGUGUUAUGCAUCGAACUCCUAAAGCAAUUGCACAGCAACUCACGACAAGCAAACCGGCUGGGCGCCUACGAGAACAACACAGCCCCGAGAUAUAACAUCCCGCGAUCACAAACAAUCCAAAACCUCACCCUCUUCGUCGGCUUCCUGGAUUGGAUACAAGUUACUGAACCGCCCACGACCGACAUCUGCACCCGCAUCCGCGAGAUUGUGUCACGAGUGCUCGACGAGAUCCUGGGCGGCGGCAGCAGCGGAAAUGUAAACACAGGAGCUGGACUAGGUGCUCCCAUUGGUGGUGGUCACGGUGUCGUUUCAGCGCCUGCGGACAGUCGUCUGGCAAACCCACACAUCACAUCGUCACAUGUGCUGGAUAGAGGAACUGCACCGCUUACGGCGGCGACGGCAAUCACGGCGGAAGAAGAAUUACCGAGUACGGCGUCCUUCGCGCAGCUGGACACGUUCUCGACCAUGUUCGACUUCGACAAUGCAGAUCUCUGGAAUUUCGAACUCAUGGAUACGUAUGGUUGGAUAGAAGGUUGA